CCCCUCGCCCCGGCGCUUCCCCCGGCGCCGCGUUCCCGAGCGAUGGCCGCGAACCGCGUGGGGCGGCGCCAGGGUCGGGGGGGAUCCCCGAACCGUCCCCAACCUCCAGCCCGGAGCCCCGGGAUCCAACGGAGACCCGCGAGGGUAACGGUGAAGUACAACCGGAGGGAGCUGCAGCGGAGGCUGGACACCGAGCAGUGGAUCGACGGGAGGCUGGAGGAGCUUUACCGGGGGCGGGAGGGGGAGAUGCCCGAUGAGGUGAACAUCGACGAGCUGCUGGAGCUGGAGACAGAUGAGGAUCGAGCCCAGAGGCUGCAGGGCAUCCUGAAGUCCUGCACUGCAGACACCCAGGACUUCAUCCAAGAGCUCCUCACCCAACUCAAGGGGCUCCCAAAGCAACAAGUUCUCCAACAACCCAGCUCGGAGCAGCCCCCCCCCAUGACCCCCCAAAAACCUCACCUCGACCCCCCAAAACCUCACCUCGACCCCUUCUGACUUUGGGGGGGGGUAUUUAGGGGGAGGGAGCACCCCAAAGUGUGUCUCUGUGCUCCCCCCAGCUGUACAGUAUUUAAACCCACACACUGUGUUAAUCCUCUGCCCCCCCCCCCAAUAAAAAGUGAAGGGGGGAAGUUUUGGGGGUCCC
This is a messenger RNA of Colius striatus (speckled mousebird), 643 nucleotides long. RefSeq names its product protein phosphatase 1 regulatory inhibitor subunit 14A (gene PPP1R14A). Gene Ontology annotation, cellular component: cytoplasm. Bases 43 to 495 code for a protein of 150 amino acids. Gene Ontology annotation, molecular function: protein serine/threonine phosphatase inhibitor activity. Lineage: Eukaryota; Metazoa; Chordata; Aves; Coliiformes; Coliidae. The record is from RefSeq and is a predicted model, not a curated record. Gene Ontology annotation, biological process: regulation of phosphorylation. The transcript is spliced from 5 exons.